Messenger RNA from Mucor mucedo, 1590 nucleotides. RefSeq names its product cytochrome P450. The transcript has 6 exons. Gene Ontology annotation, molecular function: monooxygenase activity; heme binding; oxidoreductase activity, acting on paired donors, with incorporation or reduction of molecular oxygen. The record is from RefSeq and is a predicted model, not a curated record. The coding region runs from base 15 to 1541 and encodes 508 amino acids. Lineage: Eukaryota; Fungi; Mucoromycota; Mucoromycetes; Mucorales; Mucoraceae.
CUCUUAGUUACAUUAUGAUUCAAGUCGAACAGGCCAAAACUUUGGCUCCGGUUGUUGCCAGUACAACUGUAGCUUUGUACUUAUCUUACAAGAUCAUACAGUCUUUACUUCAUGACAAAAAGAAGUUUACUAAAGAAAUUCCAGUCCCUGGCUCUUCUUUGCCUUAUGUGGGCCACAUGUUCUCUUUAGGAAAUAUGCCUUUUGAGACAGUCUCCCAAUGGCAUAAAAAUCUUGGCCCAAUCAUCCAAUUUCAUAUGGGUGUUCAAACUUGGGUUUCCAUCGAUAGUCCAGAUUUGGCACACAAAGUUAUGGUGACUAACGGAAGCAAAAGUUCACAAAGAAAUGAAAGUGAGUUUGGUUUUAAUUUGUACAGUUUUGGAGGAAAAGGUAUUGUGCACUCACAGCCGAACGCUGCCUGGAAGAAAGCCAGAGGUGCAGUCGCUGCAGCUAUUGCUCCUUCACAGAUUGAUCUUCACAUGUCUUCUAUUCAGAAUGAGGCCAGAAAGUUGGUAGAUAUACUUAUAGAUACCUCUGAUAAGACUAAGGCAGGUAUCUUUCCGUUUCAAGAUUUGCAACUGUACAUUAUGAACACUGUCACAUUGAUUGGGUUAGGAAAGAGCUUUCCUAAUAAAGACGAUCCAAAGUUUAUCGAGUUAGCACAUACAAUUGACGAAGCUUUUAGACUUAGUGGUGUGGAUUUUGAUUUGGCUAGCUAUUUGCCAAUUUUUAUUAUCUAUGAUUACUUUAAAGGUGUUCGACAAACAUUUAAGCAUUUUGUAACGGAAAUACGCGACCCUAUGUUUGAUGCCUUAAUUAAAGAAGCAUACGAUGCCGAAGGACCUAACCUUGUCAAGUAUCUAAAGGAAAAUAACUAUGAUUUAUCUGAGGAAGAAACUAUGGUUAUCCUUUCGGAUAUAAUUGGCGCUGGAACAGACACGAAUUCUGUGUAUCUAUGUUGGACAAUUGGCAUUAUGUGUCAUUAUCCAGAGGUUCAGGUGAAAAUUGCUGCUGAAAUUGAUAACUUUAUCGAGCGUCAUGGUCGUCUUCCUUCUUUCAGUGACAGAUUAGAAUUACCCUUUUGUGUCUCUACCAUGAAAGAAUGCAUGAGAUAUAAGCCAAUCACGGCUUUUGGCAUCCCUCAUUUAGCUAAUGACGACAUUGAGGUGGAUGGCUAUAUCAUUCCCAAGGGUGCCACUAUUAUCUCCAACAUGAUGAGUAUGCACAAAAAUCCAGAGGCUUACCCAGACAGACCCAAUGAAUUCGUUCCUGAGAGAUUUAUGAAUGCUUUGGAAACGUCUUCUGCUGCAUCCAAGGGUAAAGUAGAAGACCGUGAUCAUUUCAAUUUUGGAUGGGGAAGACGUAUUUGCCCUGCAAUUCAUAUGGCUGAAGUAGAAACGUUUAUUGGAUUUGUUGAAUUGAUGUCUCGAUGCUUUAUUGAACCUGGUGAGGAUGGUAUGCCUGACAUCAACAAAGCUGAAAAUGGUGGUAUAUCUAUUCUGCCAUCUCCUUACAAGGUUAAAUUUAUAAAUCGUAAAAACUAACAAUAAAAUAAUUCCUUUAAGGUAUUAAGACCAGGAUUUAAAUACAAAA